CGCCGUCACAACCCGCGUCAUUCGCCGACGGCUUGUUGCAAGCGCAGCUCUUCGCGUCCGUGGCCCGUGAUCCUCGCAUCGAUUCGAUAUUAUGAACAAACCACCGGAAUUCGCGUACGUGCAGCAUUCGUCGACCGCAGUGUAGUGAAAAUCGUGCCCGGCGGCAUCCAUUUAGCGACCAACGAGUCUCUGUCGACUUGCGGGCGUCUUCGAUCCCCUGAGUGCAUCCAGCACGAAUGGUUAGCGGUGGACGACGCAAAUGGCGUCCGAAAACGAAGCGUCCUGCGACGCGGACCCCAACUUCGCCGUCGUCUGCGCCUUCCUCGAAAAGUUCGGCACGGCGUGCGGCCUUCAGGCGGUCGAUUUCGUCGACCUGCAGCAGAUGCUGGAGAACGUGAAGGAAGUGUCUCCGGUUUUAAUCGACUUGCAUAUAAAGUUGAUGCGAAAAGUGAAGAAAUCCGUCACCGCCGAGCGAUGGGAGCGUGGAGUUGUGAAAAUUUGUCACACUUACAGCAAUCAGGAUGCUUGGGAAAUUGAAAGAUUCGGCUAUAAAAAGUCUCGACUCUCCGUUAAAUUAAGACUUCUCAAAGAACUAUUAGAAAUGCAGUUUGAUAAUAACACAUCUUUCAAGAAUAAGAUCAAUCUUAUCACUGCAAAGGAGCUGAGGUCUCAUCCAAUUGGAAGAGAUAAGUUGGGCAAUGCAUAUUGGUAUCAAAUUGAUGAUAGUUGUCAGCUUAGAGUGUACAAAGAAGAUCCAGAUGAAGAAACAUGGGCUUUAGUUGCAAAGGAUAGAGAAGGAUUAGUAACACUAAUCUCCAAGUUGAAUGACAACCAAGAUUCAUCCAGUACUGAUGCUGUUACCAAUGAAGACAGCAAUAGCAACAAUGAAGAAACCAAAACAGUGUUGGACACAGGACAACAAGACUCCAAUAGUUCAAAGAAGUCCUCUUCAGAUGAUGACAAACCACCUCAAUUAACACAGGAAGUAGAUGAUGAAGUCACCAAAAUGGAAGGUAAAGAUAUCCACGCGAAAAUGCCGGAUUUAAUCACGCCGCAAGAAGAUAAAAAGACGGAGUUAAGCGGAAUUAAAGAGAAAUACAUCUGGAGUGAUAAUUUUAUACAAUCUAAUCGCAAAGCGGUGGAAAGUGCUGGAUUCGUUGAUAUUGGCAUCACUAAUGUUGAUCUAAAACGCCCGUUGGAUGAAGACCUAGAUGAACCCAGUCUUGUGAAACGUCCCCGGACAGCAAGGCCUACAUUAUUAGGAAAUAAAAAGAAGCCUUAUCAGCAAGAUGAAGAAGAUUUCGAUGAUGAAGAGCUGGAAGAAGAAGAAAUCGAUGAGGAGGAAGAGGAAGAACAUGCGGAUGAUGAAGAUGAUGAUGAUGACGAUGAAGUUGGUGAAGCCAUUGAGGAACCACUCAUGUUAGUCACCGGCAAAGGCGCUGGUAGGGAUAAUAAGUGUGGGAAUCCAAUUGUAGGGGAUGUCAUUGAAGAGGAGGUGAUGUUUGUGUAUGGUGAAGGCAGUGGGCGGGAGUGUGAGACUGGUAAUGAAGAGAAGAAGGAGGAGGUUGCUUGUACGAAAGGUGCCAACAGUUCUCCGGAGAAGGGGGGUAUUAGGUCACCCACGAAGAAUAGCUUUAAGUUGGGGACAAUCAUUGAUUCGAAGACUGAUGGGAGGGAUAAGUCCCCGACGAAAAACGCGGCAUCACGCUGGGAUAUCGGUAAACCAAAUGAUAAUGAUACGAAUGAGGCGGAUAAGCAGACGGUGAAGAGUUUAGUGGAUAAGUUUGAGAGUAUUAACAAAGAGGAGGUGGUUGUUAAACCAAAAUUUUUCUUUGGGCCUGGGUCUGGGUUUAGUUUUAAAGCACCGCCGCCGGUGAAGUCUUCGGCGUCCAUGGGAUUUGGAGCUAAUUCUUCUGCAAGUUGUAAUGCUGUUUCACGUCAGGAAGUGAAUGAGAAGGAAACGGUGGAGAAUUCGACAUCUGUUGCGAAAGUUGUAAAUACGGUAGAUAAGUUAGAAUCUAAGAUUGACCAGGUGAUGGUUAAUGUUACGCCUGAGAAUCUUACUGUAAAUGAUAAGGAAUCAAAUGAAGCGAAAACAAAUGAAAAUGCUAUCGUUGAAUCAGAAGUUAUUGAAAGUAGAGAGGAGGGAAAUGUAAAAAAUGUUAAUUUAGAGGAAAAAUCGGAAGUUGUAGUGGAUGCUACUUUAAAUACUGAUGAAACUGAUAGUAUAUCAUCGAAAACUAAAGAAGAAAAGAUUAAAUCUAUAGACGAGGGAAAAGUAGAUAAUAGAAUUCCCGAAACGAAUCUUGAUAGUCCAAUUAAACCGGUGGAACCUUCAUCUUCUGUUUCUGAAACACCUGAAGCAGUUAAUACUACUGAGAAACCUCAGAUUGAAAAGGAUACAAAUCAAAUUUCUGAAUCUAUUGAAAUGGACGCUGUUUCCGAAGUUGAAACAACUAAAUUGAAGGAAGAAACUGAAGUACAAGUUGCAUUACCUCUUGUUGAUUCUCAGGGUAGUAAUGAAUCGAAAUCUAUAGAGUCGACAGAUACGGACAUUACAGGUCCGAAUUCAGUUGUAGAUAAUGACGUUUCCCAUCUUCCUUCAGAAACUGUGAACAUUACACCUUCGUUAGAUGCUGAACCAUUAACUGACAAUAAAGAUGAAGAAUCGAGUAAAGGAAAAAACGUUGCAGAGCCGUUACAAGAUAGUUCACUGGUGGAAACAAAUGAGGAUUUGCCUACCAGAAAAACCGAUAAUAUUGAAGAAAAUUCUACGAUCCCGGCAGUGGAACAAGACAAAGUUUCAAAUGCUUGCGUAGAAAAUAGUUCUGAAAUAGAUUCUCCUAUGCUAACACCACCGAAUGAUAAUAUAGAAGAUAAAGCCGUUGGUGAAGAUGAUUCAAUGCAGAUAGCAACUGAGGAUUCAAAGGAGCCGCAGUUGCCCGAGGAGGAAAUUAUUGCGACUCCGGUCGUUACAAGUUUAUCUCAUACAGAAGAACAACGCACUGAACAAAAAUCUGAAGUUUCUUUAAUCCGAACAGAUGAAACUGUCAGCACGGAACCACUUGACGAUAUUAAAUCAAAAGCUGAAGUCCCGGUGGUUAUUUCCGAAGAAAAUAUAAUUCCAGAUGAUAAACAAUCGCAAGUGCCCGUCAAUGACAAGGAGGAUGUUUUAGAGACAACAGAAGUGAAAACAGAUAACUCACAUCAAUUGGAGAAAGGAUUACCAAUUACUUCUGAAGUUAACAUUGCUCCUAAAGAAGUUUCAGAAACCAAUACAACCCAAGACAAAGAACCUGUUGAAACACUAGCAGAAGUAUGUUCAACACAAAAAGAGGUUACACUGGACACAGAGUUUCAUACAAAUGAUGCUAUGAUUACCGGUGAAGUAACUGCAACCAUCACUUCAACAGACCCAGUAAACGAAAAAGUUUCAAAAGAUAUUCCAAUUGUAGAUACAUCAGAAAAACCUGCUGAUACAACCAAAUUAAUACGUGAAGAGAUCGAGGUUGAAGUACCAGUGCCACCUUCUCAUAGUAUCAGUAAACUAAUAAAUGAAGUGCCUAAAGAAACACAAGUGCGUACUACAACAAGCGCUAAAUAUUUGUCUCCGGAUAAUAUAGUAAAUGAAUCAAUUGAAGAGCAAUCGCAAACAAUACCCACGCAUACUUCCAUCAUACCAGCGCCACUUGAAGAAUAUAUUAUCAAAGAAAAUCCCUCGGAAUACAAAGAUCAAAACAAAAAAGAAGCUAUAAUUACAGAGUCUUCAAAAGAAAUAUCCAAAGAGCCAAUCAUUGAAGAUAAAGCAAAUCCUGAAGAAUUAUUGGAUUUAAGCUGUAGUAAAGGCCCUGGAAUCCAAACCAAAGCAGAUCUAGAUAUUCCUAAAUUACAUCCUGAAAUCGAAUAUGCUGAGGAUCUCUCCAGGCACCAACCAUCAUAUUUUCCCCCUGCAGCAUUAACAAUGCCUGCGUUGCCUAUGGAGAUGCCUAAAUUGAUUCACCAAUCACUUAUGGACCUAUCAUAUAUGAACAAACCUCCGAUUCUACCAGAAGUAGUACCUCCAAUUACCACCUAUGAAUCAGCAGAACAGAUUGAAGAAAUAAGCGUUGCGAAAUCAUUUCUCAUGGAAAAUGAAGACAAUUCAGUUACAAAGACACCAGAAAAUACAGAGGACACUAUGGAUGAACCUGUUAUAAUUCAAGAAAUCGGAUCAAUGUCAACCAGUGGGUAUAAUAAGCAGAAACCACCGGAUGAGAAUAAUUUGCAAGAAAUUGGUAUUAUCGAAAAGCAAAUUUGUCCAAUAGGCGAAGAGGAAGACAUCGUGAAAAUUCGUCAAGCAACAAAUGCGCCUUCCGUGCUGGAGAUUCAAGUUCCUAAACCCGGACCACAAUUAUCUGUCGGUGCAGAGUUUGUGGAACGUCCAUGUGAAAAGCAGAACAUCGCAUUGCUUGGUUCUGAUGAUGAUCACAGUGAUGGUAUGAUGUGUGAUGAUGGCAACGUUUCGGAACCAAUGGAUUUGGAAGAAUCCAAGGAUGGGGAGAUAAUAGAACGCGGUGAAUUUACUGACAAGCAAUCUGUUUCCGAGGAAGUAAAAACAGAUCUCUUAGCAGAAACUAGAACUGAAUCUGAAGAUAAAAGUGAAGAACCCAAAAAAGCUUCUUUGCAGUCGUUUACUCUGGAUUAUACUGGAGAAGCGCCUGAUUUGAGUCAUGUGCAUGCCUUGGCGAGAAGAUCACUUAAGCGUGGUGCCAUUGAAGAACUUCCCAAAGAGGAAGAAGAUGAGGAAGCUGGUGGAAAACGUAGAAAGGUUCGAGGAAAACGAACUUUCGAUAAAGAUCUACGCAAGAGUAUUGAAGAUGCUAAAAAUAAAGACAUAAGUAGUAGCGAUGAAGAGAAAAAGAAAGAUGAGUCACCUGCUGAAAAACCGGAGAAGAAACCCAGGCAGAAACGGAAACGUUUAAUGAUGGGGUUGGAGAUUCCCGAAGAGGGUGUGGUACUUCCCACUGGUUUAAGGCAAUCCAGACGAAUUGCACAAAUCAAAAUCAAGGAGGAAGCCGAACGCCGUAAACUCGAGGAGAUCGCUUUGGACGAAAUGAAGAAAUCCCAAUCAAGGAAAAACAAAAAGGAUGAAGAUAAAGAUUACAAAGCCGAGAAACGAAAACAUUACAAAGCCGAGAAACGAAAACGUAAUUCAAUACCCACCGAAGAUGAAACCACCAAUGACACUGAAAUGGACGAUAAAAAGUUAAAGAAGAAAAAGAAGAAACGCAAGCAUAAAGAAUUCGAUGAGCAGAACCCUUGGAGAACCAGUUCGGAUUCUAGUUCAGAGGAUUCACAUGUUGAGGAAGAAGAGGAGGAAGAGGAAGAGAAUUAUAUAGAAACAGUGAAAUCAGAUCAUGAAUUUUCUCCAGAAAGUGAUUUGGAAAAUGCCGCUGAUCCCCAACCAUUGAAACGUGCAAGAACAGUGCGCAAAGAAGAUGAAGAGCAAGAGGAAAUAGAUGACACAAACUGUCAAAAGUGUAAUAAGUCUGAUCAUCCAGAGUGGAUACUCUUGUGUGAUGGUUGUGAUGCCGGUUGGCAUUGCAGCUGCCUACGACCUGCGCUAUUGGUUAUUCCUGAAGGAGACUGGUAUUGUCCGCCAUGUCAACACACCAGUUUAGUAAAAUUACUCCAAGAUAAAUUGGUGGAAUUUGAUAAGGUACAGAGUAAGAAAGAAGUCGAACUGAGGAGGAAACAGCGAUUGGCUUACGUUGGAAUUAGCUUGGCGAAUGUAUUACCUGAGAAGACUGAAAAUGACGCGGCGAAGGUGAAGAAGGAGCGUAUUAGAAAACCCAGAGUUAGGAUAUCCGGAGAUGAGUCCUCUUCGGAUUCUAGUGACUCAGCCUCACAAUCAGGAUCAGAAUCAGGGUCAUCCAGUGAGUCUGGUUCGAGUUCUUCUGAUAGUGAUGAACCUAUUUAUAAACUGCGGCAGAGGCGACAAGAGCAUAGUUAUCAGUUUAAAGAAUAUGAUGAGCUUAUCAAGUCUGCUACACAGGAAGAUAUUGAAGUGAAGAAAGAAAAUGAACCUCAAAUUAGAGGAAAAGAUAUGGCGACCAUUGAGCAGGCUGAUAUGCAGGAACAAACUGAACCUGUAGUGAAAAAGAAUGAAGAAGAUGAUGAGUCUGAUGAAGAAGAUAUCAAACCUGUAAGGAAAGUGCUUGGAAAGAAGAAACACCGGCGAUUGAAUAGUCUGGAUAUUAGCAGUGAGGAGGAUGAAGAUUCUGAUGAAGAUUUCAAAGGGUCUUCCAGUGAGGAUGAUGAUGAUGAUGACGAAUAUAAUGAAAGUAGCAGCAAUAGCAGUAUUAUUGGUAGGAAGAAGAAGGGUCGUGGUUCAGUGCGUAGAUCUACUCGAGCGAGAAUUCGCCGGUAUGAUCGUGAAUUCAUCAACGAUGAUUCUGAAGAUUCCGAUCAACCACGUGGGAAACGAGGGAGAUCUGACUGGGAGGAGAGUGAUGAGUCCGAGGAGGAAAGCGACCGCUCUUGGGGUAGGAAGAAGAAGCGCACCGGUGCAGCUAAGCCAAAGCAAGUAAACAUAUCUCAAUCAAAACCGAAGAAAUCGAAGAAGAAAACCAUCGACGAUUCAGAUCCUGAUGUUUAUAAGAAAAAGAAACCGAAAAUUAAGUUUAGUGGGGUGGAUGAUGAUGAUGGUGGCAAACGACGGACCAGAGGCAAGAAAAUAAACUAUCUCGAUGCAUUAGGUACGGAUAGUGAAGAGGAAAGUGCACGGAGAAGAAACCAGGUUAAAGAUGAAGAGAGCGAGGAUGAAUUUGUAUUGAAUGAGGAAGAAGAUGAUGUUCAAGAUGAAGAGGGUCGUGAGGAUAGGUCCAGCGAUGAUUCCAAUAUAGGUGGUUUAGUUCCAGCGGUGAAGAAAGGUUCUAAAAAGGGAAAAGGUAAAGGAGGUAUCAAGCGGAUAAAGCGAGCUCAAGGUGAAGAAGAAGAAGCACUAUUCCCUCCUCUACCUGAUGCUGAAUCUGGUGAUACACCUACAAUUGAACAAAUUAACAAGAAUUUGGAGGCAAUGGACGAGAAAGAAAUCGGCAUGAUGAUGGAGGAGGAGGAAUACGCCAAUAAACAACUGCAGUUGGUUGCUGCGCAGUUGGAGAAGGAAAAACGAAGGAAAGAAAUGGAAGCACGAAGGAUGGAUGUAUUACCACAAGCACCUGCAGCAGUUCCAGUACCACAGGAAAGAGUACCCGUGACUGGACCAUCGGUGAUACAAGCAAUGCCAGUGGUCAUGCCACCCCAAAUGAUGUCGCAACUACAUCAAAUGCAUCCGGAGCAAUUGCAACCCAUUCCACCAAUGCAUCAUCAACUUUCACCUCUACAUCAUCAAAGUGGUCAGAUCUCAUCACAACCACGGCAACAUUUACUCCAACCUACACCCCCACCACUGCAACAUCCAAUUCCGAUGAUGUGUACAGAUACUCCAAAGAAACGAGGCAGGAAACCAAAGUCCCAGCUAAUGUCACCGGAAGUUAAUCCUACACCACCAUAUUUACCCACACCAUCUACAGGUGAUAAAUCAGAUGAUUCCGAGAUGAGUUUCAACGCUGAUGGUACACCUAAAAAGCGACGUGGACGCGGUAAAGGGAAGAAAACCCUGGAGAAGGAAGCCGCUGCAGCAGCUGCUUUAGCUCAAGUGUCACCUCAAGGACAAGGACCAGGACAAAUUCCUCCACUUCCACAAAUAUCAGCUAAUACAAAAUCUCCAGAAACGAAAGAACCUGUGGAGAAACCACCAAUGGAUAGCAAAUUAACUGCUCCUCCUGAAAUACCACCUAUGGUUGGUGGUAAGUUGGGUGUUGCUUCCGCACCACAACCAUUUUCACAAAGCCAACCAAAACCAUCGGUCAUCACUCGAAUGUUGCAAAACCAACCAUGUCAACCAGCGUAUCCAGUUGGAGGUGUCACGCAUAAUUUUGGACCUGAUCGACCCCCGGAACCGCGUCCUCCGGGGCAUCCAUAUAUCCCAGGUGGUUCUCUUGCUAUUUCUGGACCAGGAGUAUUACCACCAAGAGGUCUACACCCAGGCGCAUUCCGACCUGCUGCUAAUCACUACCCUGUUAUCCGCAGUGGCGCACCACCAAUAAGACCUCCUUUGGUCCCACCGCACAUCUUCCAUCAUCCAAUGGAGAACUCACCAGCUGUUGGCGGCGCACCUCCGUUACCUGAACGCAGCUCACCAUUGCUUACUUCACCCGCGUCAGCAUCACCUCUGAGCAACAAAAGUGACCCUACGCCGCCACCGCCACCUGCGUAUAUAGUUCGUCCACCGAUGGUGCGUUUCCCGCCUACAACAGUCGCACCACCAGCAGGUUUACCACCGCGACAUGCGCAAAUGUUACCACAGUUGCAUCAACGCCCGCCGUACAACUACCAUUAUCCACCUCAGUAUCCCGAGGGAGGUGGGCCAUACCAACCAGUCCCACCACAACCUUAUCAAGAACAACAAUUUGCUGGUGAUUCUGACGCUCCUAAAAACUACCAAGAAGAAGAGGAAAAUGGCGAAUUCGGUGGGUUGGUUUCGUACUUCUCUAGCCAACGCGAAGAUGACCUGGACACGUAACGUACUAUUUUCUCAAAGGAUAAAAAUACAGACCAAAAAUAAAUUAAUCACAUCUACUAUGACAGAAAACAGGUUAUGUCAGAGGUACGCGAUGAGCAAGAUGAAUUUUCUUUACGUUUUAUUUUACAUGGAAUUAUAAUCGCACUGGGAGGAGUAAGUUUAAGUUUUGAGACAAAGAAUUAGGUUGCAACAUAAGAUACUAAAUUAUUUCACAUUUAUAUUUAUAUUAUACGCGGUAAGCAUGUAAAUAUUAGUAGAAUUUUAUAGAUCUUAAUUUUCCUAGAGAUUGAAUGCAUACCUACGACUAAAUGAAGAAUACAGAAAACUAGCUAUUGUAAAUAAAUGUACAUAGAUAAAUCUACUAUAUAUCUAAUUAUCAUUAUAUACAAUAUAUGAAAUUAUAUACAUUUAUAUAUUGAAAGGCGAAUUGCAAGAUGAAGAUUAUGCACAUUAGUUAGGUGCAAAGUUUGCAAGAAAUGAAAACUUAACGAUUGAAACGAGUAACGUUUCACUGUGUGUUUAUUAACAAUUAAAUUUAAACGUUUAGGUCUCAUUGUCUAUGUAUCAAAAUGUAUAAACAGUCAGGAGAGACGUUUGAUGAUUUUGAUUCAAUAUGAAGUUUAGUUUGUGCAAUGCGUUUUACAGGUGGACAACUCACAACAAAGAAUCAAUUCUGUGAGAUUAACGAUUAAUAUCUCACGUUUUGUCUAACUAUACUUAUUAUACUUAAGGUUUCUUGACGAAUGCAUUACAUUAAAAUGUUUAUUUUAAUAAUAAAAACAAAGAAUUUAUUUUUA
This is a messenger RNA of Dalotia coriaria, 9402 nucleotides long. RefSeq names its product microtubule-associated protein futsch. Lineage: Eukaryota; Metazoa; Arthropoda; Insecta; Coleoptera; Staphylinidae. Bases 260 to 8605 code for a protein of 2781 amino acids. Gene Ontology annotation, cellular component: RSF complex; chromatin. Gene Ontology annotation, biological process: negative regulation of DNA-templated transcription. The transcript is spliced from 6 exons. Gene Ontology annotation, molecular function: histone binding. The record is from RefSeq and is a predicted model, not a curated record.